This is a messenger RNA of Petromyzon marinus (sea lamprey), 2103 nucleotides long. NCBI's taxonomy places the organism in Eukaryota, Metazoa, Chordata, Hyperoartia, Petromyzontiformes, Petromyzontidae. The record is from RefSeq and is a predicted model, not a curated record.
AGGUGAGGAGGAGAAAGGAGGAGGAGGUGAGGAAGAGAAGAGGAGAGGUGAGGCGAGUUGAGUGAGAAGAGGUGAGGAGGAGGAGGUGAGGUAAGGAGUGUGGAGGCGGUCAGGCUCUCUCCGCUGUGUGACUGCAUCAGCAUGGCGUGCGCAGUGGCCGCCUCGGCGCCGGAGCCGAUCGGGGACUUCCCCGCGUGGCUGGAGGCGCAGGGCGUGAACCAGGAGGUGGCCCGGGCCAUGGACUCGGAGCUGGGCAUCCGGGACUACGGGGUCCUGCGCGCCUGCGUCGGGGACGGCCUCGUGCGGGCCGAGCUGCUGGCCGCGGCGCGCGACCGCCUGCCCUUCGGCUUCUACGCCGUGCUGCGGCAGGUGGUGAAGGCCCUGCGGGGCGCCGAGCCCCACGACGCCGACGACGACGCGGCCGCCGCCUCCUCCCCCUGUGGCGACGUGACGCUGGCAGGCCUGGUGGACGUGCUGCUCGCGCUGUUCAGCGGCUUGAGCCGGGAGCUGCUGCUGUCCGCGCGGAGGCUGGGAGACACCGACGAUCGGAAAUAUACGGCGGCUUUUCCCUCGUCCUUGGGUGCAUCCGCCACAGAAAACUUGAUGGCGAUGGAGACGAGUCACCUUAUGGAAAAUGAUGAGCCGGCGUUGACCCAGACUCUGGACGUCGACUCGGACUCCAGCCUCGCCGUGCAUCGGAUCAAAGCGGAGUCUCCCCGCGCCGAUCCGACCGUGACCCCGACCCUGGACAUGGACUCCAGCCCCAGCCACGGCCUGCAUUUCAUUAAAGUGGAGCAGCCCGAUGGUGGUGGCUUCACUGCUGCAGGGCCUUCCCACUCGAGCUUCCAGAACGAAGUCGCAGCCGUGAUGGAAUACAGGCCCUGCGCGUCGUCGCAUUCGGGGGACGUGCACGGGGGCGGUGUGGCGGCGAUCGUGUGGUCUCGUGCACGCGAGAUGGAGCAUACCCCGGCCGAGGACUUUGCGGCCUCCAGUUGGCGCCAGACAGACCGCGCUCAGAGGCUCGCGACCCUCGAAGGUGACGGCCUCGUCGCAGGACCCUCCCACCCGGGCUCCCAGGACGAGGCCGCCGCAGCCAUGGAACACGGGCCGCAUGCGUCGCUGCAGUCGGGAGAAAUGCCGCACGUUCAAGCUUGGCGACACGCGGGUCACGUGACCCCAAGGUUGCCCACUACGCGUCCGGCGGUUCCGCCACGGCUUCCCUGCGGCGGCGGCGGCUCGUCGGCGAGGGAGAAGGAGAAGCCGUACUCCUGCAAGGUGUGCAUGCGGGCCUUCUCGCAAAAAGUGAACCUGCAGGUCCACAUGCGCGUGCACACGGGCGAGAAGCCGUACCGCUGCGACCUGUGCGACAUAAGGUUCAUGAUGAAGCCGAACCUCAUCGUGCACCAGCGGCGCGUGCACACGGGCGAGAAGCCGUACCACUGCGAGGAGUGUGGCCUCGACUUCUUCCAGCACUGCACCCUGAUUCGCCACCUGCGUACGCACGCCCACGUGGAACCGCCAGGCGCCCACAACAACGACGUCGGUGCCGCUCUCUCCGACAACGCGUGACCGCCCGUGCACGCUUGUUUAAACUAUUGCUCUGUUUAAACCGAGCUGCGUAGCUCUUUUUUGAAAAAGCGACCAAGCCUCAAAUGGUACCUCAACGAAGGGGGGCUUAUUGUCACGUGGACAUUUAUAGCAGCCAAAUACUCUGAAACAUGUGGAGGUGCAUAGAGACCCAUAGACUAAAUUCAACUUUUUAUUUUACGAGGUAAGGCCCACUGUGCCGUGUAGCUGUUUUUCAGAAGCGACCUGGCCAUCACAAAUGAUAGCUCAACGAAGUGGGCUUAUCAUCAUCGUGUGGACAUUCAUAGCAGCCAAUGACAAUAAACGCAUGUUGAUUCCAUGGCGCUCCCACAGUGCUCAUCUCCACAGAUGGGUGGAAUGUUUUUUUUUAGCCAAGGUAGAGAGAGAGAGAUAAAAGAUUGUCUUUUUGUGGUCUGGAUUUUAUUUUUGGUAAGAUUGGUGUGUGUUUGUAGUGUAUGACGACAGAGACUGUUUAGGAGGCAACGUGUUUAAUAAAACAAUUCACUGUACAUCGGG